UGUUGGAUAAAGGGAAAUUAUGGAGGCUCUUGAGGAAGUGGUAGUUUGUCCUUCUAAGGACCUCUUCCACAUCGUUAAGGGCAAAAGAACCAAACGUCUUAGACUUCAAUCUCCAAAUAUCCCUUUCUCCCUCACAACAUCACAUGAUUCAUUAAACGCAUGUGAUAUCGCGAUAGAAAAUAGCAGUAACAACAACAAUAACAAUAUUAUCAACAAUAUUGAUAACGAUAAUAGAGAUGAUGUUGCUUGCAAUGAUGAAGGCAUUGCAUGUAAUGACAACAACAUUAGCAACAACAACAACAACAACAAUAAUAAUGAAGCUCUGUCUUCAGCCGCCUCGUCUGAGGUGUUUAUCAACACGUUUACCGAGGAGGAGGAGGAAACCGCCAAGUGUCUUGUCCUAUUGUCUAAAGGACGCAAUGACCAUCCCCCUCCUCGUAGGUUGAUCAAUAAUAAUAAUGUCGAUUUUUUCAACGAGGAUUUAAGGUUGUACCCAACGAAAUUCAAUAGUAAAAGGUACAUUGAGACAUCCACCAACUCCAUAGAUGGUACAAAAGCAGGAAUAUACGUGUACGAAUGCAAGACAUGCAAUCGUACAUUCUCGUCUUUUCAAGCACUAGGUGGACACAGAGCAAGUCAUAAGAAGCCAAAGACAUUAAACACCGAGUUUAACAAGAAAUCAUAUUUCGAUUUCUCAGAUGAAGAUGAUUAUCAUUUACAACACUCACCAUCAACAUUGUACAACAAAAACAAGAAUACUAACAACAUCAACAAAAACUUGCCAAAUUCUUCCAACAACAAGUACUCUUCUUCUUCUCCUAGAAUUCAUGAAUGUUCAUAUUGUGGUGCUGAAUUUACCUCAGGACAAGCAUUAGGUGGUCACAUGAGACGCCAUCGUGGGGGCGCUAACGUAAAUUCACCUUAUCAUUUGAGCAAUUUAAGUCCAGCAACUUCUAUAGAUCAAGAAUUUGGUAACAAUAAUAAUAUUAUGAAGAAACAAAGAGAUCAUGAGUUGUCUUUAGACCUUAAUAAUCUUCCAGUUCAUCAAGAUGAUCAUCCUGUUGUAUCCUUAAAGCAACAAGAUCAAGAACAAACACAAAGGCAACUUGUUGAUUGUCAUUAUUGACAAUAAUGCAGGUUUAUUUUUUUUACUUUUUAACCAUACAACUAUAUAGUAAAUAUUUCUCUCAUUGUUAAAUACAAAUUAUUUUUAUUCUUUAACAUCAAUUGAGUGGGUAUUAUAGUAAAAGUCACUUAGUAUUUUUUUUUUUAUGGUGCCAGCUUUAUUUGCUUCAUGUUAAUUCUCAUGCUACAUGAAUCAACAUUCAUGCCGAGGGUCUAUCGGAAAUGUUAUUUCUACCCCACAAAGAUAGAGAUAACGUUUGUGCAUAUCUUAUUCUUUUUAUAUUUGUAAAAUUACACUGACUAUAUUAUUAUUGUUAAUUAACAUGCAUACAUAUCCUUUUUGAGGAUCUACGGUCCAUUAGAGUUGGUUGAUUAGCUAGCAUUGACCUUUUAAUUAAGUUAGGUCUUUAAUUUGAAUUGUACAUCACCUUUUUCUUAUUCCCGUCAUUACAUUUUAUGUGAAAAUAUUUGAUUGAACAUAUGAUGAGUUAAAGAAGACGUGUGACAUGUAAGCCACACAUACAAUAUAAUAUAACGUACCAAUAUUCUUUUAUAAAUAUAGUGGUGAGAAUUUCAAAUGUCUUUUAGUGGAGGCAAAGUCCUAACAAGUCAUGCUAUUAAAAUAAAAUUAACACCUAGUGGUAUUCACAGUUCCAUUAUAAAUCUUGGAUCUUCACAUGCAAUUUCUUAUAUACACUUAUCACAAGAUUGACAAUACACACACAACAAGAAAGGAUCCUCCCAUUUUCUUUCUAAUGAAGCUUUUGUUUAACAAGUGACCUUUUAGAUGCAUGCAUGUGUAAUUCAAUUUAAUUAUUUAUAGCCAUUUUCAAUUUAGUUCUUUUUAGUCAGCUUGUGCAUACCUUGAUUAUUCCACCAGAUACCAACAACUAUCUCCCACUAGCACAAAUAUCAAGUAUUAAGCUUACCAUGUAUUUUUGCAAGAAGUUGUUCACACAAUUACUCGAACCCAUAACCUCUAAUCACAUGGCAACAACGGUAUCAAUUACGCCAAGUCUCCCUUUUUAGUUUCCUUUCUUGAUUCAAAAUAUUGGAAAAAGUAAUUUGUGAAAAGGCAUGCAUAUCAUAUUCCAAGUGGAGAUUUGGUUGUGGAAGACAAGUAACUUGCAUGAAAGAAUUAUUUAGGUUUGUGUAUUGCACGUAAGGAAAGUUGUUGCAAGAGACAGGCAAAGUUCACUUCAUGUCCUAAACCUACCCCUUUUUUAUCCUUUCAUUAAUUUGAUAACACAUGAAUAAUCACACAAUUCGAUAUAGUAUUAAAACAAAUAGAGAUACUACAUUCACGUCUCACCAUCAUCAUUGACAAAAAAAAUAAAAAUUUAAAUGUUUUGUCUAAGAAAAAUUUAUUAGACCUGAAUAUAUUAUCAUCUACUA
Messenger RNA from Solanum tuberosum (potato), 2520 nucleotides. Its product is annotated as zinc finger protein ZAT5-like. The coding region runs from base 20 to 1126 and encodes 368 amino acids. NCBI's taxonomy places the organism in Eukaryota, Viridiplantae, Streptophyta, Magnoliopsida, Solanales, Solanaceae. The transcript has a single exon. The record is from RefSeq and is a predicted model, not a curated record.